AUGCCAGCCAAUUACGAUUUCACUGACAGACGCAUUCUUGUCACUGGAGCCAGUCAAGGAAUCGGAAAAGAAAUUUGUCUAACGUUGGCGAAAUCUGGAGCGCAAGUUAUUGCUUUUGCAAGAAGCGAAGCGAAUUUGUUGGGUUUGGUCAAAGAAUCAACUUCAUUGAGGCAUACCAUAAUUCCAAUCGUCGGAGAUGUCAGUGCAAAUGAAGAAGUUCUCUUUAAACUCAUCGUCCCAUACUUCCCAAUUCAUGGUCUUGUGAAUAACGCUGGCAUCGCUACAAACCAUGCCAUCGGACAGAUAACUCAGCAAUCGAUUGAUAGAACUUUCGCUGUUAAUGUUCGAGGUCCGAUUCUGAUUGCUCAACUGGUUGCUAGAAACUUUGUGGACCGACAAAUCCGGGGAGCUAUUGUCAAUAUUUCAUCGCAAGCUGCUAUACGCCCAAUGGACAAUCAUACGGUAUACUGUGCUUCGAAGGCUGCUCUGGACAUGGUUACGAGAUGUUUGGCUAACGAAUUGGGUUCACAGAAUAUUCGAGUCAAUAGUGUCAAUCCAACUGUUGUCAUGACUGAUAUGGGAAGAGAUAACUGGAGUGAUCCGGAAAAGAAAAAGAAGAUGCUGGACAAGAUGCCAAUCAAGCGAUUCGCAGAAGUUGAUGAAGUGGUCCAAGCCGUUCUCUUCUUGCUCUCUGACAACGCAUCAAUGACAACUGGAUCUGCACUUCCCGUUGACGGCGGAUUUGCUAAUAAUUGA
Molecule: messenger RNA, 756 nt
Organism: Caenorhabditis briggsae
Lineage: Eukaryota; Metazoa; Nematoda; Chromadorea; Rhabditida; Rhabditidae
Gene: Cbr-dhs-21
Product: Protein CBR-DHS-21
Exons: 4
Coding region: 1-756 (251 amino acids)
Biological process (GO): xylulose metabolic process; glucose metabolic process
Molecular function (GO): L-xylulose reductase (NADPH) activity; carbonyl reductase (NADPH) activity
Source: RefSeq, a predicted model, not a curated record